UUGGUGUGGGGGUGGGCAGUCUGCGUGUGAAAGAUUGUUCUCUUUAGCCCACUGGGUCUCAGCCUGACUGCCCAGUUCCACCUGGGGAGAUUUCUAAGAAUACUGAUGCCGGCCCCUCACCCCCCUUUUGGCCCCAGGCCCAUAGCAUCUCCAGUGGGGGAGUCAGCAUUUGUCAGAGGCCCCAGUGAGAUGGUUGAGUGUUGUGUGUAGUCAGGGAUGAGCCCGAGGGCUCAGAGCUGUGCAGUUGUCUGUUCUGCCUGACUGUCACCAGAGCCCCUCCUGGCCCUCCCUGGCCCUGUUCUUUUUUCCUGGCACUGCUCACCACCCCACUAUGCUCCCCACCAGCUUUCCAGAAACAGAUGAGAUCUGAUCCCCCAGGACAAAGGCCAGUCUCCUACCCUGGCAUUCAAGGCCCUCCUUGCCAGGUGUCCCUACUCAAAAAUGACACCACAUUUCCCCCAUAGAGUCCUCCUUGUUCCCCUCUUCUCUCCAACUCCUGUCCUACAUGAAUCCGUGUGCUGGUUCUAUCGGCUCUGCCUUCAGAAUAUAUCUCAACUCCCAACACUUCUCACCACCCUGCCAUCCACAUCUACUCCCCGGCCCGGCCACCACCUUCAUGCACCCACAGUGGCCCCACUAGUCGUGCUUUGCCCUUGCCUCCCUCCAUCCAAUCUCCACACAAUGACCAAAGUGAACUUUGAAAAAUAUAAAUCUGACCAUCAUAUAAUAGAACGUGCAACUUCUAACCCUGGCUUAUAAGGCCUGGUGUCCCCCCUUCCAUGUCUCAAACCCAUCUCCUCAGUCCCUCGGCUCCUGCCAUCCUGGCCUCCUUGCCAUCUUGAAUCCCCAGCCACACUCCUACCCCAGAGCCUUUGCACAUGCUCUCUCCUCUUUCUGGAACCCCUGUGCUCACACCUGCUCACUUAUGGGUGUCUCCUCCUUAUUGUUGGAUCUCAGCUCAAAAUUCUCAUUCUCAGAGAGGCCUAAAUGCCCCUCCUUUAAAAAAAAAAAAAAAAAGCGUUGUUUUCCUCAUAGCACUUAUCACUGAAUGUACCAUGAUGAUUGCUUGUUUACUGCUUGUCUGUCUCUUCCACUAGAAUGUGAGCUCCAGGAGGGCAGGGCCUUUGUCUUGUUCCCCGUGGUGCCUUCCUUACCUAGCACAGGGUAUGGUAUGCAGUAGGCACUCAAUAAAUGCGAGUGACUGAAGAAACAAUCGGACCACUUUCAGCCUCAUCUCCCACCAUUUCUUCCCUCCCCCGCCCACCAUGGCACUGUGAGCUCCAGUCCCACCACCUGGUCCCUCCCACUGACCACGCCUUCCCAAGCCCCCAUGACCCAGAACCCCCUCCAUCCUUGCCUACGUCUCCCCUCAAGGCUCCCCCUCCUCCAGGGCAGCCUCCCUCCUCUGCUAGCCAGUUGCUGCGAUCUCCUUGCUGGUUAGUCUGCCAGGCUAGGCUGUGAGUUCCAGUCCUGGUGCAUAAAGGCUUAGGUGCCUCAGUGGCUGUGAAGACAGCAGGCCCUUCUGUCCUCACCAUUUCAGCCCCCUGUGCCUGGGGUUUUCCCUUCCAGGGAGUUUCCUGAGUCUUUCUGUUCCUUUAAUACCCCAUUCUUCCUCCUCCGAGAUCCGGGAGAGUCCAGGGGCCCUAAGUCACCCAGCCAGGGGCCCUUGAGUGAGUGAGAGCCAGCCUGAUGUAGGUGUCAUUUCCAUUUGGCUUUUAAGUGGUGGCAGAGGGGGCUGAGGGAACGACUUGCUCAGAGCCCUGGAGAAACUGACAACUGAGACGGGAGCCUGACAGCCCCUGAGGCCAAAUCCCAGGGUUUCACUCAGGGUUCCUCCAACUUCCACUCCUGGUCUCAGACCUGACAGGCUCUGGGCAACCUGGCAGCUGAAGCCCUGGAAGGCAGGAGUCGUGUGUGACCCACAUGGUGCUCCCAUCAAGAAGAGUGCCUCUGUGAGCAUUUCUCAAAGGGAUGGACUUCCAUCCAAGGGCAGGAAGCCCCUUUCUUUGGCGUCUGUGCUUUGGGACAAGGAGUUCCAACAGUCCCUUCAACUGUCCUAUUGAUAAGCCUUUUGAGGGGUCCUGCUUAAAUCCCCCCACCCAGAGACAUACAGGUAUGGGGGGCACAGGAAAGGCUUCUCGAAAAAGCAAAUGCUCCCCUCCAGGGCUGGAAGGGACCUUGGAGCUGACCCAGGCCUGGGAAUUGUAGAGGGGGAGGAAGUGGCUUGCUCAAGGUCAUCCAGCAAAGCUGUGGGCCCUCAUUCUGCCGGGGCCCCAGUGCUGCUGGAAACCAGCCUUGGUCCCUCUGACCACUUCCUCGCCUGAGAUCUUAAUCACGAAUUUUCCACAGCUGCUCCGGGUACAGGGUAUGUAGGGACAGCAUAAGGGGGUGUUGGGCAGCUGUGAUUUUCACCAGUCAAGUGGCAGUUAAAGAUGGAGAGGGCGAUAAGGUCUGUAAGCUCUACCCUGAGGCCCCGUGGGAGGGAAGGAGUAAUUGGCAGAUGGGGCAGGGCGCUGCAGGGAAGGCGGAAAACUGACCACAGCUGUGGUCCUGGCCCUGGAGUCCUCACCUUGGAGCCUUCCCCCGUGCUGGCAGCUGGCUUGGGACUGGGGACACCCUCCUACAGAAGCCUCUCUGAGGAGGGGCCAGACGUCCUGGAGAGGGAGUAGGCGAGUCUGGGGGUCUGGGGAGCCCCGAGAAGAGUCUUUUAAAGCAUUGAACACAUAGUAAAUAUAUCAACUUUGCAAAACAGUGCACAGUGAUCAUAAUCUUUGGGGUUUGUCAUCGAGGACCAGCCGUCCUCAGCUCACCUCUGUGCCUGGUUGAGCUGGGAGGACCCCGAGGACCUACCCUUUGUCCCCAUCCCCACCCCCGGGGUAGUUCUGUCGGCCAAGGGUUUCUGUGGCAGCCUCUCUUUGGUUCUGGCUUCCCUUCGUUACUCAUUCAACAAGCGUUUAAUGAGGACCUGCUCUGUGCUGUUCUAACUGCUUGGGAAUGUCAGUGAACAAGAUGGGCCCAGAUCCCUGCCCCCGUGGACUGGUCUUCUAGCAAGUUGGAUGAACUUUAUGCCCCCCUUUCCAGGAAAAUGCACUUAGGUAUGAAAACUUGUCUACAAAUUUGUGGGGCUCCUGGACCCCAAUUGAAGCACUUCAUCUUAGAGGGGUGAUUCCCUAACGCAGGUUGCUACCCUAACACAGUCUGAGCAUUUCCUCCUGUCCUGGGCCCCUCUGAACCAGGAGUGAGGGGGCAGCAGAAGCCAGCCAGGCCCCCCGCAAGUUCUCAGUCCACUGGUGCUGACUUGCUGAUGGACGUCAUGGAGCCCCGGGGGGCUCUGAGCAUCUCAGAGCUGGUCUCUGGGGACGUAGGUGAGCUUUGAGAGCCCAGCUCAGGUCUGAGAGGCAGGGCAGGGAGGUAGAGAAAGUGUGUCCCUCAUGAGGAGGGCCAGAGCCUGGGCAUAAGCCAAGCUUAGAGGCCUGUGGCUGGUGGUGGCCUUGAGGCCUCCAUCCAUCCCCUGCCUUCAGAAGAGCAGCUUGUCCUCCAAGACUCCGGUCAGGGGUCUGUCCUGUCCCUGGUUGUCCCCACCCUGACCCUCCUCCAUGUGCAUCUCUCCCAUCGCCGCCCUCUUCACACAGCGGGGCUGGUCUCUUUCCAGGUCCGUUUCCCCCACUAACUCAGCAGCCCUGUGAACGUAGGCCUGUGCCCGCCGUCUGCGUUCCUGCCUCCUGUCUCCACCCAUGACAUGGUCGAUGGUCAAUAAGGUUUGUUAGUUGAACGGCUGAAAGAUGCAAAACGCAGCAGGGAUAACAAAGAGAUGAGUGGUUUUCCUGUGAGCUUUAGGCCACCCACCCCCAGGAAGCAGACUCUGAGACAAAGGUGAGCCUGCAGGGCACUCACCAGUAGAGCUCUUGGGGUCAGUACCUCUGGCGAGAGGAGAAGGAAGCAGGACGGGACAGAGGGAGGAGUGGGCUGCUGUGUAGACAAAGCCUCAGCUGACCCUGGGGACUUCUGGAGGUGGGGUGGCUCCUCAGAUCUGGGGGCAGGGCAUCAGGCCUUUGCAUCCCGCACCUAUCAUUGGAUGAGAGCUCCAUGGGGGACCUCAGCCGUAGGCAAGGCCAUUGCCAUAGGAGCUGACACUGAGACCCCUCGCAGCAGCUGGGGGUUGUCCUUCUUUUCUGGUGGCACAUCAGGUGGCCACCACACUACCUCUCUCAUAGUAAGAGAGACUAACCUUUUAUAUAUAUGUGUGUGUGUGUGUGUGUGUGUGUGUGUGUAUCUUUUUAAAUGUCAUAUGGUUCAUCUAUUCGAACAUACUAAAUAAACAAAAUAUAAAACUAAAUACCAUAUACUGAAACAAGAGGUUUUUGAACCUGCGUGGAGUGGGUCCUCAGGCCAUCAGGCUGUCUCUGGGGACCCUCGUAGGGUCCCUAAGGAUCCUCUUGGUGAACACUCCUUCCUAGGGUCCGGCUGCUGAUGUCCACUGCCCCCAAACUCAGAAGAGCCUCUCUAGGACCCAGGGGCUGGGCAUGCCCCCCUUCUCGGCUGACCCAGCCCCGGCUCCCAGUCCAAGGCCAUGUUGCUAUCUCCAAGAUCUGAUGGUGGGUAGGACAGCAUCAGGCACGUGCUCUGCCUCCCACCCUGUCCAGGGACCUUGCUCGCCAGCUGUGGGCGGUUUGGACCAACCUCUCCGCCUCCUCCCUGCUGUGGCCCCAGCCUAUAAAGCCACCCUGCGUGUCCCCGCCGACCCUGGCCCCCUCCCCCGACACCCAGAGCCACAAUGGCAGAGCUGCCGGUGUCGGAGAUGCCCAGGGACCCUGCUCUGUGCAAUGGGCGCUUCACCAUCAGCACGUUGCUGGGGGGCGAUGAGCCCCCCCCACCGGCCGCCUAUGAGAGCAGCCACCCCAGCCAUCUGACCCACGGCAGCACCUUCUACAUGCGCACCUUUGGCUACAACACUAUCGAUGUGGUGCCUGCCUACGAGCACUAUGCCAACAGCACCCUGCCCGGCGAGCCCCGAAAGGCCCGGCCCACGCUGGCCGACCUGCACUCCUUCCUCAAGCAGGAAGGCAACCACCUGCAUGCCCUGGCCUUUGACAGCCGGCCCAGCCAUGAGAUGACCGAUGGGCUGGUGGAGGAUGAGGCAGGUACCAACGGCGAGAAGAACCCUGAGGAGCCUGUGCGCUUUGGCUGGGUCAAGGGGGUGAUGAUCCGUUGCAUGCUCAAUAUCUGGGGUGUGAUCCUCUAUCUGCGGCUCCCCUGGAUUACCGCCCAGGCAGGCAUUGUCCUGACCUGGAUCAUCAUCCUGCUCUCGGUCACGGUGACCUCCAUCACGGGCCUCUCCAUCUCGGCCAUCUCCACCAACGGCAAGGUCAAGUCAGGCGGCACCUACUUCCUCAUCUCCCGGAGUCUUGGCCCAGAGCUAGGGGGCUCCAUCGGCCUCAUCUUUGCCUUCGCCAACGCUGUGGGUGUGGCCAUGCACACUGUGGGCUUCGCAGAGACCGUGCAGGACUUGCUCCAGGAGUACGGCUCGCCCAUCGUGGACCCCACCAACGACAUCCGCAUCGUUGGCGUGGUCACCGUCACUGUGCUGCUGGCCAUCUCCCUGGCUGGCAUGGAGUGGGAGUCCAAGGCCCAGGUGCUCUUCUUCCUCGUCAUCAUGGUCUCUUUUGCCAACUACCUGGUUGGGACACUGAUCCCCCCCUCUGAGGACAAGGCCUCCAAAGGCUUCUUCAGCUACCGGGCGGACAUUUUUGCCCAGAACUUGGUGCCUGACUGGCGGGGCGUGGACGGCAGCUUCUUCGGAAUGUUUUCCAUCUUCUUCCCUUCAGCCACGGGCAUCCUGGCGGGAGCCAACAUCUCCGGGGACCUCAAGGACCCUGCUGUAGCCAUCCCCAAGGGAACGCUCAUGGCCAUUUUCUGGACCACCAUUUCCUACCUAGCCAUCUCGGCCACCAUUGGCUCCUGUGUGGUUCGAGAUGCCUCCGGGAUCCUGAAUGACACGGUGACCCCCGGCUCAGGCGCCUGCGAGGGGCUGGCCUGUGGCUACGGCUGGAACUUUACUGAGUGCUCCCAGCAGCACAGCUGCCGCUACGGCCUCAUCAACCACUACCAGACCAUGAGCAUGGUGUCGGGCUUCGCACCCCUGAUCACGGCCGGCAUCUUUGGGGCCACCCUCUCCUCAGCCCUGGCCUGUCUCGUCUCUGCCGCCAAAGUUUUCCAGUGCCUGUGCAGAGACCAGCUGUACCCGCUGAUCGGCUUCUUCGGCAAAGGCUAUGGCAAGAACAAUGAGCCAGUGCGUGGCUACCUGCUGGCCUAUGCCAUUGCUGUGGCCUUCAUCAUCAUCGCUGAGCUCAACACCAUCGCCCCCAUCAUCUCCAACUUCUUCCUGUGCUCCUAUGCCCUCAUCAACUUCAGCUGCUUCCACGCCUCCAUCACCAACUCACCCGGGUGGAGACCCUCAUUCCGAUACUACAGCAAGUGGGCGGCGCUGUUUGGGGCGAUCAUCUCCGUGGUCAUCAUGUUCCUUCUCACCUGGUGGGCGGCCCUCAUCGCCAUCGGUGUGGUCCUCUUCCUCCUGCUCUAUGUGAUCUACAAGAAGCCAGAGGUGAACUGGGGCUCCUCGGUACAGGCUGGCUCCUACAACCUGGCCCUGAGCUACUCGGUGGGUCUCAACGAGGUGGAGGACCACAUCAAGAACUAUCGCCCCCAGUGCCUGGUGCUCACGGGGCCCCCCAACUUCCGCCCGGCCCUGGUGGACUUUGUGGGCACCUUCACCCGGAAUCUCAGCUUGAUGAUCUGCGGCCACGUGCUCAUCGGACCCCGCAAACAGAGGAUGCCUGAGCUCCGGCUCAUUGCCAACGGGCACACCAAGUGGCUGAACAAGAGGAAGAUCAAGGCCUUCUACUCCGACGUCAUCGCUGAGGACCUCCGCAGUGGUGUCCAGAUUCUCAUGCAGGCUGCAGGUCUCGGGAGGAUGAAGCCCAACAUUCUGGUGGUCGGGUUCAAGAAGAACUGGCAGUCAGCUCACCCGGCCACAGUGGAAGACUACAUCGGCAUCCUGCAUGACGCUUUUGAUUUCAACUACAGUGUGUGUGUCAUGAGGAUGCGUGAGGGGCUCAACAUCUCGAAGGUGAUGCAGGCGCACAUUAACCCCGUGUUUGACCCAGCGGAGGAUGGCAAGGAAGCCAGAGCCAGUGGAGCCAGGCCGUCUGUCUCCGGCACGGUGGACCCCGAGGGCCUGGUGCAGGAAGAGCAGGCCAGCACCAUCUUCCAGUCGGAGCAGGGAAAGAAGACCAUUGACAUCUACUGGCUAUUCGACGAUGGAGGCCUCACCCUCCUCAUCCCCUAUCUCCUCGGCCGCAAGAGGAGAUGGAAUAAAUGCAGGACCCGCGUGUUCGUGGGGGGCCAGAUCAACAGGCUGGACCAGGAGAGAAAGGCGAUCAUUUCUCUGCUGAGCAAGUUCCGGCUGGGAUUCCACGAAGUUCACAUCCUUCCCGACAUCAACCAGAAGCCGCAGGCUGAGCACACCAAGCGGUUUGAGGACAUGAUUGCGCCCUUCCGCCUGAAUGAUGGUUUCAAAGACGAGGCCACGGUCACCGAGAUGAGGCGGGACUGCCCCUGGAAGAUCUCGGAUGAGGAGAUUAACAAGAAUAGAAUCAAGUCCCUUCGGCAGGUGAGGCUGAACGAGAUUCUGCUGGAUUACUCCCGGGAUGCCGCUCUGGUCAUCAUCACCUUGCCCAUAGGGAGGAAGGGGAAGUGCCCGAGCUCGCUCUACAUGGCCUGGCUGGAGACGCUGUCCCAGGACCUCAGACCUCCGGUCGUCCUGAUCCGAGGAAACCAGGAAAACGUGCUCACCUUUUACUGCCAGUAACCCUGGGCUUGUCUGCGCCUGCCCAAAUCCAGGAUGCAGGGGGUGCCCGCCUGUCCACGGGGACAGGACACACGCCCCAACGUACUUGAAGUGGUAGCAUCUGAUGAUCUCAUGGAAGAAGCUGGUAGAUUUCCAAAUUUCAUCUGGACCCCACUCCCAUCAGACAAGUCCUCUGGGCUUUGUUUUUCUGGGCUGGAGAAGUAGCAGGUGGAGCUGUCUGGAAAACUCUCUGGUGGCUUCAUAUUCCUUUUAAGUUCUCUUUUGCUCUUGAUUACAACAAAUUAAGAUUUCAAUCUUUGAUUUGUAUACAAAUUUUAGUCAGAGUGCUGAGUGUGAAUUUGGGCCGUUUCUACAGACCUUUCCUGGGAGCACCCCCUAAACACGCCUCCCCCCUCCGAUAUCAGGAGAGUGGGCACCCCACCCACAGCACUUACAGGGGGAAUACAGGGGCUCGUUGAGCCUCCAUAGCAAUGCAAAUUUUUUUAACCACCUCUCACUUCCUUUGCUUUCAAUAGCAUGUCUUCAGUGUUUUGGUUGGUUCUUUGGUAGACCGGGACUUUCAAACAUUUUCAGACUGCAACCCACAGUAAGAAAUCUAUUUUACAUUGAGGUUUGGAACAAACAGAGUGAAACUGAAGUGUCACAAAACAAUCCUUAUCCUUACUAUGAGUGAUGCACUUUGGUAUUUUCUGUUCUUUCUACUUCUUGUUCUCCUUUUAAUGUUGGUUGCAAUCCACUAAAAUGAGUUUGGGAUCCACUAAUGGGUGCUGACUCAUGAUUUGAAAAAUACAGCUUAGACUUUC
Molecule: messenger RNA, 8670 nt
Organism: Orcinus orca (killer whale)
Lineage: Eukaryota; Metazoa; Chordata; Mammalia; Artiodactyla; Delphinidae
Gene: SLC12A3
Product: solute carrier family 12 member 3
Exons: 26
Coding region: 4775-7867 (1030 amino acids)
Biological process (GO): potassium ion homeostasis; sodium ion transmembrane transport; sodium ion homeostasis
Cellular component (GO): membrane
Molecular function (GO): sodium:potassium:chloride symporter activity
Source: RefSeq, a predicted model, not a curated record